GUUCUAAACUUUGCUUUUACAGCGAUUUUACAUUUCUGGGUAUUGAAUACAUAUAUAACACUUUUUCAUUUAUUUUAUCUGUCCUGUGUGAUCAUAUCAUUAUUCAGUAAUAAUUUCAAUAUAUUUUUUUUUAAUUUUCUGGAUCCUGUACACUGUACUGUAAAAAUAUCCAAUUACAUUAUCCAAUUAUUUAGUAUCCAAAUGUAACUAUAUAACCCAAAUCUCUUACAGAAGUGUCAUUUAAAAAGAUUAUUUAUGUAUCUAUUCCAGACAAGAAUUGAUGAAAUGUCACAUGAAGAGACUAAGUAUAUUUUGCAUCAGACAGCACAGCAGUUUCCUUCUUUGAUUUUUGACUUGGUCAAAGACAGUAGUGGAAACAGUGGAGGUUACCAUCCCAGACCAGAUGGAAACAUGUACAGUCCAGAUUGGUGUUGUGGUAACUGCAGAGAAAUGCCUACACAACCAGAGAAGCUCUGCUGCAAGAAAGAUCUACCAAAUUGUAUAACUUUGCUUCCGGAUUUCAAAGUUCUUAUUUUGGACGAAGCUGUCUUGGCCCUAGCACGCCUUUACAGGCAAGACAUGUUUGCUUUGCCAAAUGAGGAGGACUGGAAGAAAGCCAACAGGCAUGCUGCCUACAGACAGUAUAUAUUGUGGCAAGUUGGUCGUCUUGGUACUGGUGACAGACGGGUCAUCCCAAGCUGUGCGGUUUGGAAAAUUAGAGACAGGUUCCCUGAUGACUUUGGACAGUACACUGGUUUCAAGGCAUUCAGGAUUGCUUAAUUGAUAUCAUAUAUGUGUUAUAUAAGGUAUUUGUCCAAUGAUAAGUAUGAUGUAAAUGAUGAAUUGUUGAAAUAUGUUCACUUAUGUACCAAUGUCCAUGGAUGUUUAAUGAUGAUGAUGAUGUGUCAUAGAUAAGUUUGUAUAAUGAUGAUGAUGUGUCAUAGAUAAGUUUGUAUAAUCAUGUUUUGAAGUGGUGAUAUUCACUAAUGUAUCUGUUAUGAUGAUGAUGAUUUUAAAACUGUUAUGAUGAUGAUGAUUUUAAAAUACUUUACAUAUGUAUGUGUAGAUAAGGAAUGUUGAAUUAUAAUGCAUGGGAAGAUUGUAAGAAAUCUUGUAAUUUAAAUAAUGUGGAUAGUUACUGAAAAU
Pecten maximus is the source of this 1146-nucleotide messenger RNA. RefSeq names its product P2X purinoceptor 7-like. Lineage: Eukaryota; Metazoa; Mollusca; Bivalvia; Pectinida; Pectinidae. Gene Ontology annotation, cellular component: membrane. Gene Ontology annotation, molecular function: monoatomic ion channel activity; ATP binding; purinergic nucleotide receptor activity. Gene Ontology annotation, biological process: monoatomic ion transport. The record is from RefSeq and is a predicted model, not a curated record.